AUGAAAGACCAAGGUGAACUGAAAUUCUUUCUUGGCAUUGAGUUUGCGAGGUCACAACAAGGCAAUCUAAUGCACCAAAGGAAGUAUACCAUGGAACUAAUCUCUGAGCUUGGACUGGCAGCUGCAAAACCAGCUGUUACACCUAUUGAAGCCAACACUAAACUAACCACUAAGGACUAUGAUGAACAUAUAGUGUCCUGGAAGUCUAAGAAGCAGAGCACUAUCUCUAGGAGUUCUGAAGAAUCAGAAUACAGAAGCAUUGCAUCGACUGUGGCAGAAGUAGUUUGGAUACUUGGAUUGUUUAAAGAUAUUGGAGUGCAAGUUGCUCUUUCUAUGACCAUUCACACUGGUAAUAGGGCAGCAAUCCAGAUAGCUGCAAAUCCAGUAUUUCAUGAACAUACCAAACACACUGAGAUCGAUUGUCACUUUAUAAGGGAAAAGAUACAAAAGGGGCUGGUGAAGAUAGAGUAUGUUGCCACAAAAGAACAACUUGCAAAUGUUUUAACGAAAGGCUUAACUAGAGUGAAACAUGAGUACUUGAUGUCCAAUCUAGGUGUUCUUAAUGUUUUUGUAUCACCUAGCUUGAGGGGGAGUGUUGAGGAAAGAGGAGUGACUUAA
This is a messenger RNA of Nicotiana tabacum (common tobacco), 618 nucleotides long. The record is from RefSeq and is a predicted model, not a curated record. Lineage: Eukaryota; Viridiplantae; Streptophyta; Magnoliopsida; Solanales; Solanaceae.